Molecule: messenger RNA, 972 nt
Organism: Hyla sarda
Lineage: Eukaryota; Metazoa; Chordata; Amphibia; Anura; Hylidae
Product: olfactory receptor 1509-like
Exons: 1
Coding region: 31-972 (313 amino acids)
Biological process (GO): G protein-coupled receptor signaling pathway
Cellular component (GO): membrane
Molecular function (GO): olfactory receptor activity; G protein-coupled receptor activity
Source: RefSeq, a predicted model, not a curated record
UUUUUUCUGACACAGGAAAAAAAACACAAGAUGAAGAUGAAUGUCACCCACCAGCAUAACAUGGAGGAGUUCACUCUCCUCGGACUGGACACUUUCCCCAGGCUGAGUAUUGUCCUGUUCAUCCUCCUCUUCCUCGUCUACAUUCUUAUACUGCUCGGCAAUCUUCUCAUCAUAGUUACGGUGCAUUUUGAGGCCCGUCUCCAUUCAGCCAUGUAUUAUUUCCUCAGCAAGUUAUCCUUGGUAGACCUGUGCUAUGCAUCCGUGACUGUCCCAAAGAUGCUGGUCGACUUUCUAUUACAGAAAAACACAAUCUCCCUCAACUCCUGUAUCACUCAGCUCUUUUUCUUACACUUUUUUGCCGGAACUGAGUGCAUCCUUCUUACCGUCAUGGCGUAUGACCGUUAUGUUGCCAUAUGUAACCCUUUACGGUAUUCUAGUAUUAUGAAAAGGACCACCUGUCACUUGCUGGAAGCUGUGUGCUGGGCCGUAAGCUUUUUCCACUCCAUCAUCCAGAUAAUAUUAACCUGUCAACUGAAGUUCUGUGGGCCAAACAGAAUCGACCAUUUCUUCUGUGACAUCCAUCCCUUGUCUGUAUUAUCCUGCUCCGAUAUCUUCAUCAUUGAGAUUGUAUUUGUGGCAAACAGCGGCAUGAUAUCUGCCCUGUGUUUUAUCGUCUUGCUCAUCUCCUACAUAGGGAUUAUCAGAACCAUAGUAAACAGCAAAUCUGCAGAAGGGACAAGCAAAGCCUUUUCCACCUGUGCCUCCCAUCUCAUUGUGGUCACCCUGUUCUUCGGCCCUUGCGUUUUUAUCUACUUGAGGCCCUCUGUAUCUUAUGCGGCUGAUAAAAUGGUGUCAAUAUUUUAUACAGUGCUGACACCUUUAUUAAAUCCGAUCAUAUAUACCUUGAGAAACAAGGAGGUAAAGGCGGCCAUCAAGUCAUUCUUGGGAAAGAGACUGUGCAAGAGGAGUUAA